This is a messenger RNA of Myzus persicae (green peach aphid), 1625 nucleotides long. It is a transcript of the gene Spec2, whose product is annotated as CDC42 small effector protein homolog. The record is from RefSeq and is a predicted model, not a curated record. Bases 346 to 612 code for a protein of 88 amino acids. NCBI's taxonomy places the organism in Eukaryota, Metazoa, Arthropoda, Insecta, Hemiptera, Aphididae. Gene Ontology annotation, molecular function: small GTPase binding. Gene Ontology annotation, cellular component: plasma membrane. The transcript is spliced from 4 exons. Gene Ontology annotation, biological process: regulation of Rho protein signal transduction.
GGCCACCAUCACAAUCUGCCGAUUACCCCGACCCCGCACUGGGCCUGCAGUCUCGCGUAGUCAGUCGCAGUGUCGUAGUGUGCGUGGAAUUGUUGUUGUCAUUUUCCGACCCGUUGCCGGUUUUCCUCAGUUUUCGUUUCGACUCUGCUUGUCUUAUGCGUUUUUCGCGCACCCCCUCGACGCACGGCCAAUCGAUAAUUCGCUGUUUAAUGUAUUCGAUGAUGUGAAGAGGCCUCAAGACGGAACUCUGUGAGGUCCAACAAAGCAAAAAUUCGUUUCGAAAUUUUUUGUCGGCACUGCUACUGUUACGGCCCGCGGGAUUACCUCCAAAUAGCCUGUACAACCAUGUCGGCGGGAUACCGAUCGGGAAACAUGCCUGGCGAAGUCUUGUUUCAGUGGUUCUCUUGCUGUGUAAACCAACGUACCCAACAGGGCAAACGUCACGUGAGUCGAGUACGCAUUGACCGAUCUAUGAUUGGAGCACCCACAAAUUUUCGACAUACCGGUCACAUAGGUUCGUCCGAUGUCGAAAUGGGAUCGUCCAGAUUGCAUGCCAUUCACGGACAGAUGCAGUCCAAAGGCGGUUAUGAAGCUACCAUUGAAGCUAAUUGAACUUGCCAUAAAUCAAUCGAGAUGAGAACUGUGAUCGAAAAACUCUCUUCGUGAACCAAACACAAUCUUGGGACUGUUAUUCCAUAUUUUUUCUUACUACAGCCGCCAGUGUGUGGAGGAGAUCCUUCGUCAUAGUUAUAGACUAGUGUUUAUACAUUCUUUAUUAUUAUAAUAAAUAACUAUUAUUUUUAAAAUUUUAUUUAAUUCGUCAAGUAUAGUCAUGGCCGCCUUUUAGUUCGCGACAGACACACUUGAUAAAUGUCUUAUACUAGUCUGGUUUUAUUUAUGUGAAUGUUUUUACUUAUUUUUUUUUUAUUUGUAUAAAAUAAGUUUCGAAAUUAGUCGUGAUGUCUUUAUUAAUCUCUCUUUAAAUUGUACACACACGCCAAUUUUAUUAUUUUUUAUGUUACAAUAAUAUGUUUUAUGUUGUUGCCACUGUGUAAUAAUAAUAAUAAUAAUAAUAUGAUGAUGAGAAUCAAAACGAUUAUAUGAUAAUUUGUACAAUUUAAAACGCCAUACUCAUGAGUAUAGCAUAGCAUUACCUCGAAAACACCGAUAAACCUAUCAGAAUCUUUAUUAUAACUACAAAUAAAUGUUUUUACUGUAUUACCUAUUAUUAAAGAAGAAAAAACAUUUUGCUAUUUUUAAUAUUACUAUACAAUUAUUAGAUGUUGUGUACCGUUUGUAUUGCCUAAAAGUAUGUAAAAUCGAUACUUUGUGCUUAACUUUUAACUCCUUACGAUUUAAGCUAGUUUUAAGAUCUGUGUGAUCAGAUAUAUUGCAUUUAAAUGACCGUCUAUGUAUAAUAUUAUGUGUAAUAGUUUUAGAUAUUUGAAAAUGUAAACGCGUACACUGCCUAUAUAUUGUGAGCUCAAAGUGUGUAUGUUCUAUUAUCCAUUUUUAUAUAUUUCAAGUACGUUUAUAAUAUAUUCAUUUUUUAAAACAAAACUUCUGAAGCGUAUCUUAGAAUAUAACAUAUAAUAUGUAACGCACAAUAAACUAUGAACUUUUUA